Molecule: messenger RNA, 1446 nt
Organism: Phaeoacremonium minimum UCRPA7
Lineage: Eukaryota; Fungi; Ascomycota; Sordariomycetes; Togniniales; Togniniaceae
Product: putative serine threonine-protein phosphatase 5 protein
Exons: 6
Coding region: 1-1446 (481 amino acids)
Cellular component (GO): cytosol; nucleus
Molecular function (GO): protein serine/threonine phosphatase activity; protein binding
Source: RefSeq, a predicted model, not a curated record
AUGACGAUAGACAAGGAGACGAAGGAGAAGGCUGUUGCCCUCAAGAACGAGGGCAACAAGGCCUUCAAAGCUCACGACUGGCCUACUGCCAUAGAUUUCUACUCACAGGCCAUUGCAUUGGACGAUACGGAACCAACGUACUAUGCGAACCGAGCUCAGGCCAACCUCAAAUCGGAAGCAUAUGGAUAUGCGAUAGCAGAUGCGACGAAAGCGAUCGAGCUUGAUCCGAGCUUUGUAAAGGCUUACUACCGGCGUGCUGUGGCAUAUGCAGCUAUCCUUCGACCGAAAGAUGCGAUGAUAGAUUUCAAGUCAUGUGUGAAGAUUGAGCCCGGAAACAAGGAUGCCAAACUCAAGCUUGUCGAGUGCCAAAAGAUUGUGCGCCAGCUCGAAUUCUUCGAUGCCAUCGAGGUUGGGGAUGAGCCCUCUGCUGCCGAGGGUCUCGAUGUUGCAUCGAUCGCUGUUGAGCCCGACUAUGAUGGUGUGAAGCUUGGUGAUGAGAUGACACAAGAGUUCAUUGAUGACAUGACGGAGCGGUUCAAGACCGGCAAGAAGAUUCACAAGAAAUACGUCUACCAAAUAAUCCUGGCAGUCAAGAAGCUUGUAUACGAUGAGCCUACAAUGGUCGAGGUCGACAUUCCGGAAGACAUCCAACUCACAGUAUGCGGAGAUACGCAUGGCCAGUACUUCGAUCUCAUGGAGCUGUUCAGAUUGAACGGAAGACCGGAUGACAAGCACUGGUAUCUUUUCAAUGGCGACUUCGUUGAUCGUGGAUCAUGGUCGACCGAGAUUGCCCUGCUUCUCUACGCCAACAAGUGGCUCAGGCCCAAGAACUUCUUCCUCAAUCGUGGCAACCACGAGACGGACGACAUGAAUAAGGUUUAUGGCUUCGAGGGAGAAUGCAAGGCCAAAUAUAAUGAACGCAUCUUCAAGCUCUUCUCAGAGAGUUUCUCGGCAUUGCCUCUGGCGACACUGAUUGGCAAGAAGUACUUCGUCCUUCACGGAGGUCUGUUCUCGGAUGAUAACGUCACACUCGACGACAUUCGAGCCUUGGACAGACAUAAGCAGCGACAGCCAGGCCAGGCUGGAUUGAUGAUGGAGAUGCUCUGGACAGAUCCACAGACAGAGCCCGGCCGCGGACCGAGCAAACGUGGUGUAGGUAUGCAAUUCGGCCCGGAUGUCACCAAGAGAUUCUGUGAGAAGAACGGCUUGGAGGCAAUCAUCCGCAGUCACGAGGUCCGCAUGCAGGGAUAUGAGGAGGAGCACGAUGGCAAGUGCAUAACUGUGUUCUCUGCUCCCAAAUACUGCGACAUGACAGAGAACAGGGGCGCGUACAUCAACAUCGGCCCCGACUACAAACUCAACUUCCAUCAGUUCGACGCCGUGCCUCAUCCGAACAUUCGGCCAAUGGCAUAUGCGAACAACUCGAUCAUGUCGUCCCUGAUGUAA